Rattus norvegicus (Norway rat) is the source of this 2787-nucleotide messenger RNA. RefSeq names its product protocadherin beta 2 (gene Pcdhb2). Gene Ontology annotation, biological process: homophilic cell-cell adhesion; cell adhesion. The transcript has a single exon. Gene Ontology annotation, molecular function: calcium ion binding. Gene Ontology annotation, cellular component: membrane; plasma membrane. The coding region runs from base 163 to 2544 and encodes 793 amino acids. NCBI's taxonomy places the organism in Eukaryota, Metazoa, Chordata, Mammalia, Rodentia, Muridae. The record is from RefSeq and is marked validated.
GGGGAGAGGAAGCCUUCUAAGGCAUUCUUUCCGGAAAGUCUUAGGUCUGGGAAUUGUGGACGUGUACCAGUGUCUGCAAGAUAUUUGCAGAGCGAGUCAGUGAUAACGUAAACCACGAUUGGAGCGAGUUUGUUGAGAGAGCAGAAAGAGGCUGGAGAGGAAAUGGAGCAAAUCCUGAAAAAAAGGCAAGUCCUGCUGUUCUUUGUUUUGCUGGGCAUAGCUCAGGCUGGGUCCACAAUUAGGCGCUAUUCGGUGGAGGAGGAAGCAGAGAACGGUUUUUUUGUGGCAAAUUUGUUGAAGGACCUGGGGCUGGAGGUAGAGGAACUCGCUGAGCGGGGACCGCGAGUAAUUUCCAAAGGGAAAAAAUUGAACUUAGAAUUCAAUAGGCAAACAGGAGAUUUGUUGUUAAGGGAGAAAUUGGACCGGGAGGAGCUGUGCGGUCCUGCUGAACCCUGUGUGGUGCCUUUCCAGGUGUUACUGGGAAAUCCUUUGGAGAUUUUUCAGGCUGAACUACAGAUUAGGGACAUAAAUGACCAUUCUCCCGUUUUUCUGGACAAAAAAAUAAUUUUGAAAAUUUCAGAAAUUACUGCUCCCGGUACCACUUUCCUAAUAGAACGUGCUCAAGACUUAGAUGUAGGAAGCAACAGUCUCCAAACUUACUCAAUCAGCCCCAAUUUCCAUUUUCAUCUUAAUCUACAAGACAGUCCUGAUGGCACAGUAUUACCACAGCUGGUUCUGGACAAAGUGUUGGAUCGGGAGGAACGGUCUGAAAUCAGAUUAAUACUGACAGCUCUAGAUGGGGGGAAUCCACCCAGGUCUGGUACUGUCCAUAUCCUUAUUGAAGUCUUAGACAUCAAUGACAAUGCCCCCGCGUUUUCAAAGCUUCGCUAUGAGGUUCAGGUCCCAGAGAACAGUCCUGUUGGAUCCCAGGUUGCCACUGUCUCUGCUAAGGAUUUAGACAUUGGAGACAACGGACAAAUAACUUAUGCCUUUUCCCAAGCCUCUGAAGACAUUCGGAAAACGUUUCGAAUGAAUGCAACAUCCGGAGAAAUCCUUUUAGUAAAGACCCUGGAUUUUGAAUCCAUCCAGGCAUACACAGUAUAUGUUCAGGCCACAGAUGGUGGGGGACUUUCUGGAAGCAGUGUGGUGUUUGUUCAAGUAAAGGAUUUGAAUGACAACCCUCCAGAACUGACUAUGUCCACAUUUACCAACCACAUCCCGGAAAAUGCCCCGGAAACUGUAAUUGCUGUGUUCAGUGUUGCAGAUCCCGACUCUGGAGACAAUGGAAAAAUGGUUUGCUCCAUCCAAGAAGAUCUUCCUUUUGUUCUAAAACCCUCAGUUGAGAACUUGUACACUCUUAUGACAAACACAGCCCUGGAUCGAGAGACCAGAACACAGUACAACAUCACCAUCACUGUCUCAGACAUGGGUACACCCAGGCUAACAACUCAGCACACCAUAGCAGUGUACGUGUCUGACAUCAAUGACAACGCCCCCGCCUUCACCCAAACCUCUUACACCAUAUUUGUACGAGAAAACAACAGCCCCGCCCUGCACAUAGGCACCAUCAGUGCCACAGACUCAGACUCGGGCUCCAAUGCCCACAUCACCUACUCUCUGUUACCUCCCCAAGACCCUCAGCUGGCUCUCAACUCGCUCAUCUCCAUUAAUGCAGACAAUGGGCAGUUGUUCGCGCUCAGGGCGCUGGACUAUGAGGCACUGCAGGCCUUCGAGUUCCAUGUGAGCGCCGUAGAUGGAGGCUUGCCAGCGCUCAGCAGCCAGGCUCCGGUUCGCCUGGUGGUGCUGGACGACAAUGACAAUGCUCCCUUCGUGCUCUACCCGCUUCAGAACGCCUCUGCACCCUGCACCGAGCUCCUCCCCAGGGCGGCAGAGCCAGGAUACCUGGUCACCAAGGUGGUGGCAGUGGACCGCGACUCUGGCCAGAAUGCCUGGCUGUCAUUCCAGUUGCUCAAAGCCACGGAACCCGGGCUAUUCAGCGUGUGGGCACACAAUGGGGAGGUGCGCACCACCAGGCUGCUGGGCGAGCGCGAUGUACUCAAGCACAGGCUGCUGCUCCUGGUUAAAGACAAUGGCGAUCCUCCGCGCUCUGCCAGUGUCACUCUGCAUGUACUGCUGGUGGAUGGUUUCUCACAACCCUACCUACCUCUGCCAGAAGUGGCGCGCGACGCUGCACAAGACGAGAACGCGCUAACACUCUAUCUGGUCAUUGCCUUGGCCUCUGUGUCUUCUCUCUUCCUCCUGUCUCUACUGCUGUUCGUGGGGGUAAGGCUGUGCAGGAGAGACAGAGCGACCUCGCUGGGUGGCUGCUCUAUGCCCGAAGGUCACUUUCCUGGCCACCUAGUGGAUGUUGGCGGCGCAGGGACUCUGUCCCAGAGCUACCAAUAUGAAGUAUGCCUGUCUGGAGACACUAGGACCCCAGAUUUCAAGUUCCUGAAACCAAUUAUCCCAAAUUUCCUUCUUCAGAAUUCAGAGAGAGAGAAUGAUACAAACCCUAGUUACAGGAAUAGUUUUGAAUUCAGUUAAAUAUUGGUGAAGAAAUACUUAGUCUAGUCUCAGCUAAGACCUGAAAGGCUUGAGUGUACUGCUUUGAGAACUGGAGGUGUCUCUUUUUUGAAAGUAACUAUCUUACUCCAACCCUUUGCAUGUUCUUGGUAUUUCUUACAAGGUAAGGUAUGAGGAAGAAGGAGUCUAAAUUUUGCUUGUAUUCCAAUUUUAGUCUUUUAAUUUUAAUUGACUUAUAAUGUGAAAGUGAAAAUUGUAUUUUCA